Messenger RNA from Salvelinus sp. IW2-2015, 7197 nucleotides. RefSeq names its product cytoskeleton-associated protein 5-A. Gene Ontology annotation, molecular function: microtubule plus end polymerase activity; microtubule plus-end binding. Lineage: Eukaryota; Metazoa; Chordata; Actinopteri; Salmoniformes; Salmonidae. Gene Ontology annotation, biological process: mitotic spindle organization; centrosome duplication; establishment or maintenance of microtubule cytoskeleton polarity. Gene Ontology annotation, cellular component: centrosome; microtubule plus-end; kinetochore. The record is from RefSeq and is a predicted model, not a curated record.
AAAAAAGCCAGUAUUCAUUGUUCUGCUUCUUAGCUAGCUAAUGAAAGGAGAGUUCACUCAGACAGACUUCAUUCAUUUCGCUCACUGCUGCGUUGUCUGGGCCUGGCUGUGGUGCAGAUGAAAUAGCUUUUUUUGAAUGUCAGUUGAAUUUGUAAGGCGAAAACAGAGGUCAUCAUGGGUGAUGACAGUGAGUGGAUGAAGUUGCCCAUCGACCAGAAGUGUGAACACAAGGUAUGGAAAGCCAGACUAAAUGGCUAUGAAGAAGCCCUGAAGCUCUUCAACAGGAUAGAGGAUGAGAAGAGCCCCGAAUGGGGCAAAUACCUGGGCCUGCUUAAGAAGUUUGUGACAGACUCGAACGCGGUGGCCCAGCUUAAGGGCCUUGAGGCAGCACUUGCCUACGUCGAGAAUGCUCAUGUGGCUGGCAAAACAUCAGGAGAGGUGGUGUCGGGAGUGGUCAGUAAAGUGUUCAACCAGCCUAAAGCUCGGGCCAAAGAGCUGGGCUCAGACAUCUGCCUCAUGUACAUGGAGAUUGAGAGGGCUGAGGURGUUCAGGACGAGCUCAUCAAAGGCCUCGAUAACAAAAACCCCAAGAUUGUUGUCACCUGUAUUGAAACUUUAAGGAAAGCACUUAGUGAGUUUGGCUCCAAAAUUAUUACUCUGAAGCCAGUGGUGAAAGUUUUGCCCAAACAGUUUGAGUCGAGAGAAAAGGCAGUUCGAGAUGAGGCCAAACUACUAGCAGUAGAGAUCUAUAAAUGGAUCCGGGAUGCUCUUCGACCUCCUCUCCAGGGCAUCAACUCUGUUCAGUUGAAGGAACUGGAGGAAGAGUGGGUGAAGCUGCCAACUACAGCCCCCAAACAGAGCCGCUUCCUCCGCUCACAGCAGGCCCUCAAGGCCAAGUUUGAACAGCAGCAGGCAGCUGGAGGAGACGAGGCAGAUGGAGAUAAUGAUGAUGAACCUGCACCUCGGGUAGACCCUUACGAGCUGCUGGAAGCAGUGGAGAUCCUCUCAAAACUGCCUAAAGACUUCUAUGACAAAAUUGAGGCCAAAAAAUGGCAGGAGAGGAAAGAGGCCCUGGAAGCAGUGGAGACCUUGGCUAAAAACCCUAAAUUGGAGAACGGGGACUUUGGUGACUUGGUCAGAGCACUAAGAAAGGUGAUUGGUAAAGAUGCUAAUGUUAUGUUGGUGACCCUAGCAGCCAAAUGUGUGGCUGGACUAGCAGCUGGGCUUCGGAAGAAGUUUGGAACAUACGCAGGACAUGUGGUGCCAACAAUUUUAGAAAAGUUUAAAGAGAAGAAACCCCAAGUGGUCCAGGCCUUGCAAGAGGCUAUUGAUGCAAUCUUCCUUACUACAUCUCUCCAGAAUAUCAGUGAGGAUGUGUUGGGUGUGAUGGACAACAAGAACCCUUCCAUCAAACAGCAGGCCUCUCUGUUCCUGGCCAGAAGCUUCCGCCACUGCACCCAAGCCACGUUGCCAAAGAGCAUGCUCAAAGCUUUCUGCCCUGCAUUUCUCAAGCAAGUGAAUGAUUCGGCCCCAGAGGUGAGAGACGCUGCGUAUGAAGCAUUGGGGACAGCCAUGAAGGUGGUGGGGGAGAAGGCUGUCAACCCAUUCCUGGCUGAUCUGGACAAACUCAAGCUUGACAAGAUUAAAGAAAGUGCCGAUAAAGUGGAACUGCCUGGAAAGAAAGGAGGUGGUGGUGGUGGGGCGGAGAAGGCACCUGCUGCAAAGGCAGCACCGCCUGCUGUGGCUCCAGCUAGAUCCUCUGGAGCGCCCAAGAAGGCCCCAGCAGCUAAGUUGGGUGGACCUCCUAAGAAAGGGAAACCUGCCUCCGCUCCGAGUGCGAAAGGAAAGAAAUGUCCCGAAACAAAGGAAUUCGUAGAGACCGAGCUAUCGAUUGAGGUGUGUGAGGAGAGAUCCGCCGCGGUGCUCCCUGCCUCCUGCAUGCAGCUGCUGGACUCUGCUAACUGGAAGGAGAGACUGGCCAGCAUGGAGGAGUUUCAGAAGGCUGUGGAGCAGAUGGACAAGAGUGAGAUGCCUUGCCAGGCUCUGGUUAGGAUGCUUGCCAAGAAACCAGGCUGGAAAGAGACCAACUUCCAGGUGAUGCAGAUGAAGCUUCACAUUGUGGGUCUGAUAGCCCAGAAGGGAUCGUUCUCCAAGACGUCAGCCUUCGUGGUGUUGGAUGGCCUGGUGGAUAAAAUAGGAGAUGUGAAGUGUGGAGGCAAAGCCAAGGAGGGCCUGACUGCUACCGCCGAGGCCUGCUCCCUACCCUGGACUGCUGAACAGUUGGUUUCCAUGGUUUUUGCACAGAAGAAUCCUAAAAAUCAAGCUGAAACCCUCAACUGGUUGGCUAAUGCCAUGAAGGAAUUUGGAUUUGCUGGCAUCAAUGUGAAGGGUUUCAUCAACAAUGUCAAGACGGCGUUGGGAGCGACCAACCCUGCGGUGAGGACCGCAGCCAUCACCCUCCUAGGAGUCAUGUACCUGUACAUGGGCGCUCCUCUACGCAUGUUCUUCGAGGACGAGAAACCUGCCCUGCUGAAACAGAUAGACGAUGAGUUUGAAAAGAUGCAAGGCCAGUCUCCUCCGACUGCGUUCAGAGGAGCCAGGAAAGGAGGAGCGGAGGAGGAUGGAGAGGAGGCGGACGAGCAGGAGGAGGAUGGAGGAGGAGCACCUGACGUCAUGGAUCUGCUACCUAGAACUGACAUCAGUGAUAAGAUCACGCAAGACAUGGUGGAUAAGAUAGGUGACAAGAAUUGGAAGAUUCGUAAGGAGGGUCUGGACGAGGUGGCAGCGGUCAUCUCUGAGGCCAAGUUUAUCCAGCCCAGCAUCGGAGAGCUACCCAUGGCACUGAAGGGACGCCUCAACGACUCCAACAAGAUCCUGGUCCAGCAAACCCUGACCAUUCUUCAGCAGAUCGCCGUAGCGAUGGGCCCAGCUCUGAAGCAACAUGUCAAGAGCCUGGGCAUGCCCAUCAUCACUGUACUGGGAGACGGCAAGACCAACGUGCGUGCUGCUGCCAUGACAACCCUGCAGGCCUGGGUAGAACAGACCGGCAUGAAGGACUGGCUGGAGGGAGAGGACAUGUCUGAAGAGCUCAAGAGAGAGAACCCCUUUCUUAGGCAGGAGGUGCUGGGCUGGCUGGCAGAGAAGCUCCCCACCAUGCGUACGGUGCCCUCUGACCUGAUGCUGUGUGUGCCCUACCUGUACUCCUGUCUGGAGGACCGCAACGGAGACGUGAGGAAGAAGGCCCAGGACGCCCUGCCCAUCUUUAUGAUGCACCUGGGCUACGAGAAGAUGUUAAAGGCCACUGGCAAACUCAAGCCUGCCUCCAAGGAGCCUGUGUCUGCCCUGCUGGAGAAGGCCCGGGCAGUGAUGCCAGCCAAGCUUGCUCCACCUCCUGGCAAAGCUGGCGCAGCCAAGUCUAUCAGCGGCGGUGCCCCUGCUGCAAAGUCAGCUUCGUCUAAAGCUAAACCUAAACCUGUUAUUGAUGACGACGAUGAUGAUGAUGAUGACGACGAGCCUGAGCCCGAAACUAAGACUAAGAAAGUGGUUAAGCCUGGAGCUGCUAAAAAGGGUGUGCUUGGGAAGAAGGCCCCGGUCACUAAGGCCACUGCCAAGGAUGAGGAGGACAGGUCUGGUGUUAUCUUUAUCCUGGUACCCAAUGGCAAGGAACAGAGGAUAAAGGAGGAAAAAGGGCUGAAGGUGUUGAAAUGGAAUUUCCAGACCCCGCGAGAUGAGUAUGUGGACCAGUUGAAGACUCAGAUGUCCACCUGCUUYGCCAGAUGGCUCCAGGAUGAACUCUUCCACGCUUCUGACUUCCAACGCCAGGUCAAGGCUAUUGGGGUCAUGGGAGAGCGAAUGGAGGAUGAGCUUGAGGGCACACUCAGCUGCUUGGACCUGAUCCUGAAGUGGUUCACACUGCGUUUCUUUGAGACCAACAGCACUGUGUUGAUGAAGGUUCUGGAGUACCUCAAGCUGCUCUUCCCCACGCUGAGCAGAGAGAACUACCACCUCAACGAAUACGAGGCUUCCUCCUUCAUUCCCUACCUCAUCCUCAAAGUUGGGGAAUCAAAGGAUGUGGUGCGUAAAGACGUGCGUGCCAUCCUCACCAUGCUGUGUAAGGUCUACCCUGCAAGCAAAGUCUUCCCUUUCCUCAUGGAUGGGACCAAGUCCAAGAACUCCAAACAAAGAGCUGAAUGUCUUGAGGAGCUGGGCUGUCUGAUAGAGAACUAUGGAAUGAACGUCUGUCAGCCAACACCGGCCAAAUGCCUGAAAGAGAUCGCUGUUCACAUCGGAGACAGGGACAAUUCAGUACGCAACGCUGCCCUCAACACAGUGUUGGCUGUGUACAAUGUCUGUGGGGACCAAGUCUACAAACUCAUUGGCAAUCUGUCUGAGAAGGAGAUGAGUAUGUUAGAGGAGAGGGUCAAGCGCUCCGCUAAGAAGACCCCUGCAGCAGCCCCACCACCCGCCAGACAGGCUGCAGAGAGAGAGAGGCCCCAGAGAGAGCACUCCUCCAACCCCAACGCCACCUUCAUGAGGAAGCCUGCUCAGCAACCUCAGGAGGAUGUGCCCGACAAGCUCAACCAAGCGCGGGCUCAGAACGCUCUACGGGAACACUCGCACCCGUCCAUCCCCAAGGAGUUUCAGCUGGACCUGGACAUGAUUGAGAACGACCACACACGGGUCAGUGAGCUGCCCGACCUGGUCCAACACAAACUGGACGAACUGCUGGAGCCCAUCACGAUGCCAGAGCCCAAGAUCCGCUCUGUCUCGCCCCACUUUGAUGAUCUUCACAACAGCACCGCUUCCACCAUCAACUUUGUCAUCUCCCAGGUGGCCAGUGGAGACAUCAACACCAGCAUCCAGGCUCUGGCACAGAUUGAUGAGGUGUUGAGGCAGGAGGACAAGGCGGAGGCCAUGUCAGGUCAUAUCGACCAGUUCCUCAUCGCCACCUUCAUGCAGCUGCGUCUCAUCUACAACACACACAUGGCCGACGACCGCCUCGACAAGAAGGACAUCUUCAAGCUCUACAGCUGCAUCAUCGGCAACAUGCUCUCAUUGUUCUCUAUGGAGAGCCUGGCGCGAGAGGCGUCUAUGGGGGUUCUAAAGGACCUGAUGCACGGUCUGAUCACCCUGAUGCUGGAUGCCCGGGUGGAGGACAUCGAGGACGGACAGCAGCUCAUUCGCUCCGUCAACCUGCUGGUGGUCAGAGUACUGGAGAAGUCUGACCAGACCAACAUCCUCAGUGCUCUUCUGGUGCUGCUACAGGACAGCCUUACCACCUCAUCAGGGUCUCCUAUGUGCUCUGAACUGGUCAUGAAGUGCCUGUGGCGUAUGAUCCGGUUCCUGCCAGAGACCAUCAACAGCAUCAACCUGGACCGCAUCCUGUUGGAUGUCCACAACUUUAUGAAGGUGUUCCCCAAGGAGAAACUGAAGCAGCUGAAGUCUGACGUGCCCCACAGGACCCUCAAGACCCUGCUGCACACACUGUGUAAACUCACUGGAGCCAAGAUCCUGGACCACAUGUCCAUGAUAGAGAACAAGAAUGAUUCUGAGCUGGAGGCCCACCUGAGACGAGUGGUCAAACACUCUGGAAACUUCUCUGGCAUGAAGUCUGACCGGGGCACCGAGAAAGGCCAGGAUGACAGGAUGUCGAAAGCUAAAGUGAGCGACAUCCUCUCUGAGAUAUUCAAGAAAAUUGGCUCCAAGGAAAACACAAAGGAGGGCCUGACGGAGCUGUAUGAGUAUAAACAGAAUUACUCAGACGCUGACCUGGAGCCCUUCCUGAGGAACACGUCUCAGUUCUUCCAGAGCUACGUGGAGAGAGGCCUCCGCAUGAUCGAGUCUGAGAGAGAGGGCAAAGGCAGGAUCCAGCCUUCUAGCACAGUGAUUCCCCAACAUGGCCUAGACUCUGGCUCAGUGCCUCUGAACGGAGAGGAGAUGAAACCCGCAGUGUACUACGAGAGACUGAAGAUUCUGAGACAGAGACAGGGACUGGAGAACAACUCCAGGCAGGCUCAGCUGUUGCAGCAGGAGGAGGGGGACAGUGGACUGAUGCGUCCCAUCACCUCCCUGCUGUCCAAGCCCUCGGUGGCCUCCUCCACAGACAUGCUCCAAAGCAAACUGUCUCAGCUCAAAGAGUCCCGCGAGUCCCACUUCCAGCAGGAGCAGUCCCACUCCCACAGCCCCACUCGUUGCUCGUCCCCCUCCGCCAACCUCGACGACCUCAAGAAGAGGCUGGAACGGAUAAAGAGCAACCGCCAGUAAACGACCCCUGACCCCCAAGCUCAUCUCUAUACCCAGUCUAUCUAAUGUGUUAGCCAGCCCCCACCCUCGACCAGAUACACACCAAGCCUUGGCUUUACCCACCCCAAAACCCUGCUCUUAUCCUGGCUUUCUUUUUCUGGGUAACCCCCUCUUCUGUGUAAAUUCAAAAAGCACCUGUCUCAUUGUAUAAUAUUCUGUAAGUGGACAAUUUUUUUGUUGAGUAUCGUGGCACAAUUUUGUGUGUAUAUACUCAUGGAUGCUAACCACUCAACGCUUUUAAGUGUCAAGUUAGGGUUAUAGUGUACAGUUUCCAUGUGCAGAAUGCUGUAAUAUGUGUAACUUAAUCUAGCCUUUUUUUCCCUCUUUUUUUUUUAAUUUUUUUUUUUUAAAGGUUUUGAAUUUCAUAGUCAAACCAUAACAUGUCUCUUCUCUGGGCCUCCAAGCAGAGUUGGGGUCAAUUCCAUUUUAAUUCAGUUAUUUCUGGAAGUAAACAAAAAAACUAAUGUUUCCUCAGAGAAGCAUUUAGGAAAAUCUGAGUAGGAAUUGGAAUGUCAGUUUACUUCUGGAAUUGACCCCAUCCCUGUUUCUAUGCUCUGUCAGUUCAUACCACUGUUUGCUAAACUUGCUAUUUUGCUUUUCCAUCUAUGAAGUUAAGACUUGUARAACUUGAAGGAUUGAUUCUGUUCUCGAAGUAAAGCAAGGAGCAUGGCAUGAAGUAAUUGUUUUUGUAAUAAAGUUUGCAUUACUAAAAUAUGCUUAAGUCAUUGGUUUAAUAAUACUCCCAUCUUGCAUACUGUAGCAGAAUGUCACUAAUUCUGAUGCAUUGUUUUUGUAUUUAAUUCAAAUGGAAGUAGUCUUAAAUUGUUGCUCUUAUGGGUUUUAAGUGUAUAAUCGAUAGUGAAAUGGCAAUAAAGUUGUUUUUUUAACAAACUA